CCGAGCUUCCGCCCGGGGAGCCGGGCAGGGCGGAGACAGCGGCCGCCGGGAGAGCACGCGGCGCGGCUAAGAUGGCGGCUCCCCUGGCCGGGCAAGCAGGGGCUGUGCUGCGGAACCUGGCCCUGACAUCCGCCCGCCUGCGGGGCAGUUUCCCGGCUGUUCAAUUAACCCCUAGACGAUGGCUGAACCUGCAGGAGUACCAAAGCAAAAAACUAAUGGCAGACCAUGGGGUUACAGUUCAGAGAUUCUUUGUAGCUGAUUCUGCAAAUGAUGCCCUGGAGGCUGCUCAGAGACUAAAGGCAAAGGAAAUUGUUUUGAAGGCACAGAUUCUGGCUGGAGGGAGAGGAAAAGGUAUUUUCAAUAGUGGAUUGAAAGGAGGAGUUCAUCUGACUAAAGACCCUAAGAUUGUUGAACAGCUUGCUAAACAGAUGAUUGGGUACAAUCUGUCAACAAAGCAAACUCCAAAGGAUGGUGUGAUAGUUAAAAAGGUGAUGGUUGCAGAAGCACUGAAUAUUUCCAGGGAAACGUACUUUGCAAUUUUGAUGGACAGAGCCUGCAAUGGACCUGUUAUGGUUGGCAGUCCACAGGGUGGUGUUGACAUAGAAGAAGUUGCAGUUACUAGCCCAGAACUUAUCUUUAAGGAGGAAAUAGAUAUUUUUGAAGGCAUAAAGGAUCAUCAGGCAUUGCAAAUGGCAAAAAAUUUGGGAUUCAAAGGACCUUUGCAACAGCAGGCGGCAGAUCAAAUUAAGAAGCUGUAUAAUCUUUUCUUGAAAAUUGAUGCCACUCAGGUUGAAGUGAAUCCCUUUGGUGAAACUCCAGAAGGGCAAGUUGUUUGUUUUGAUGCCAAGAUAAACUUUGAUGACAAUGCAGAAUUUAGGCAAAAAGAAAUAUUUGCUAUGGAUGACAAGUCUGAAAAUGAGCCUAUAGAGAACGAAGCUGCCAAAUAUGACUUAAAAUAUAUAGGACUGGAUGGAAAUAUUGCUUGCUUUGUCAAUGGAGCUGGACUUGCAAUGGCAACCUGUGAUAUAAUAUCCCUGAACGGUGGAAAGCCAGCCAACUUCUUGGAUCUCGGUGGAGGUGUGAAAGAAGCACAAGUAUAUCAAGCAUUCAAACUGCUGACUGCUGAUCCAAAGGUUGAAGCAAUCCUUGUAAACAUUUUUGGUGGGAUUGUGAACUGUGCCAUUAUCGCCAAUGGUAUUACCAAAGCCUGCCGAGAGCUGGAGCUGAAAGUACCUCUGGUGGUCAGACUGGAAGGAACAAAUGUUCACGAAGCCCAGCGUAUUCUGAAUGAAAGUGGACUCCCCAUCACGUCUGCAAAUGACCUUGAGGAUGCAGCAAAGAAGGCAGUGGCUAGCGUGGCCAAAAAAUGACAACUUGAAGAUUAUUCUCAUGGAAAGUGUGCGUGUUUCACAAGGCGUCAUUCCUGUUCUUGUUUCAGAGAGGAUUAGUGGAGUUUUUCUAAGCAGUCAUCAGAGUCGGUGGACUUAAUUUGUGAUACAUGGCAAACUCAGGCCAUAGGCUUGCAAGUCAGGCUUCAGAAAUUUUGCAGCUACGUUCUUGAAAAGUUUGUAUGUCUUCAUCUAAGUUUGGUCAUUUUGUUACUCAGAAUUGUCGUAAGUAAUACUUCACUUCAUAAAGCUCUGUUUCUGCUUUCCUUCCAAAAUUGUCACUGAUAAACUCAUGAUAAGAUAAAAUAAUUACUAAUUGACUUCUAUAAACAGGAUUGUUCUUUAAUCAAACACACGUAGUUCACCUAAUUAACGAUAUUUUCAUUCAUUUUUUUAUAUUGUAAAGAGUCAGCAAACUAAUAAUGGGUUUAUAUUUUUUAUGGACUUUUACAAUAAUGUAAAAAAUUGUGCUUACAAUAUCUAUUUUUAUUCAAAUGAAUAAUGUUUAUUUUCUUUUCUAGAAAUCACACAUUUUGCCUUAAGAUGAUUUUCUUUUGUAGAUGCCAAAGUAUACCUCACAAUAGGAAAAGGGAUCGAACAAUUGGGAGCGAAAAGACCUUCCAUUCUUAUACUGUGCCUGUAAGCCAGCAAAAUGUGAUUCAUUUUAUUUUCUAGUUUUUGGAAAUGAGGUGCAGUAUUUCUAGGUGUGACAGUGCCAUACAUAGAGCUCGAGGAGGAUGUGUCUGCCACUAAGAAAAUGGCUGCUAACUUUUUUAAAUAACCUCUUUCAUAAGUAUGUCACUGCUGUGAGGUUUUAAAAUAAGAUGAGAACCUGUUUUCUGUCAGGAGCAAUUCUUCAAUUGAUUUAACUUCCAAAAACCAUUUCUGAUUUAUUGGGAAUAAAGCACAAAUGAACUUUUCCAUUUUUAAAGUAUUUGAUUUCUCAGGCAUCAGUAAAAAUACGUACAAGAAAAAAGAAAAAAAA
This is a messenger RNA of Grus americana (Whooping crane), 2373 nucleotides long. RefSeq names its product succinate-CoA ligase GDP-forming subunit beta (gene SUCLG2). The coding region runs from base 72 to 1370 and encodes 432 amino acids. Gene Ontology annotation, biological process: tricarboxylic acid cycle; succinyl-CoA metabolic process. The record is from RefSeq and is a predicted model, not a curated record. Gene Ontology annotation, cellular component: succinate-CoA ligase complex; mitochondrion. The transcript is spliced from 11 exons. Gene Ontology annotation, molecular function: ATP binding; succinate-CoA ligase (GDP-forming) activity; metal ion binding. NCBI's taxonomy places the organism in Eukaryota, Metazoa, Chordata, Aves, Gruiformes, Gruidae.